Molecule: messenger RNA, 806 nt
Organism: Prunus avium (sweet cherry)
Lineage: Eukaryota; Viridiplantae; Streptophyta; Magnoliopsida; Rosales; Rosaceae
Gene: RTFL14
Product: ROTUNDIFOLIA like 14
Biological process (GO): negative regulation of cell population proliferation
Source: RefSeq, a predicted model, not a curated record
GUGGCCAACAUAUGUCAAGCACCACAUAUUUGUUCCUCGCAUAUCUUCUUCUUCUUCUGUUCUGUAGUCUCUCUAUUUAAAGCCCCUGGUUAACACCCCUUCAAACCCACAACACAACAAGUUCAGUUUCAAGUUCCAACUUCUUUGGCUAAUUGUCAUAAAAUCUCAGCCAAAGUUCUAUUUGUGUGUUGGUUUUGUUCAUAUAUAUAUAUAUAUAUAUAUACACAGGCAUGGGCAUGGCAGCCAAGGCAAUCCCAACAACAAGGAGCAGUUUGAAGCUUCGGCCAUGGACACGGUGUUCAAAGCACAUAAGAGAGCAGAGGGCACGGCUUUACAUCGUAUGGAGAUGCAGUGUGAUGCUUAUGUGCUGGCAUGAUUAACUAUAUAUUUAAAAGGCUAAUUAAUUAUGUUAAUUAGCUCAGUUGAGUUGAGUUGAAGCAUGCACAUGCACUACUGUGUUGUUGUUGUUGUUGUUGAUCAAUCUCCACUCCGAGCUUGGGAUUCAGUAGGAGGAUUAGGGUGAGUAAUUAACCAUACCGUACGGGUGGGGUGGAUAUUGUGGUGUUUCUCUCUGCAUCUGCAUGUUGUAUUGUAUAAUGAUCAGGCAAACAAGAGUGACGCAGUUUUGGCUUAAAUGGUAGGUAGGUUAAAGUAAGUUGAAGAAGCUAUAUAUAUAUAUAUAUAUAUAGCUCCAAUUUCGAAAUGUGUAUUUGAUUUCACUAUGUAAAUACAUACAUGUACCAUAUGAUAUGAUUAUGAUGUAUGGAUCUCUCUGAUAAUAAAUUAUGACACUAUUGCACGUCCAA